AUGUCUUAUGAUCGUACAGAGGUUUAUGCAGCACCGGUUUUGGCCGGCGAGGAAAUUGGCGAAAACGAUAAUUCAGAGAUCAUCAAAUCCUUCCACAACUUUAUUUUAGAAUUCCGUUUGGAUGCACAUUUUGUGUACCGAGAGCAGCUCAGAAGUAAUCUGCUUUUGAAAAGAUACUGCAUAACGAUCGACACAGCGCAUUUGAUUGGCUACAAUGAAGAUCUUUACAAAAAGCUGUGCGACGAACCCACAGAUGUGUUGCCGUUGUUCGAACACGCCGUGACACUCGUGGCAAAAAGAAUCGCGCUUUUGUCCCGCGAUAUCUCUUCUGAUCUCAAUGGCUCAACAGAAAACCCUGACGAAAACACUGCAAAUAACGGCUCUGACACAGCGGCCUUAGGUUUUGAAAUUCCGGUGUGCCAAGUGCUGAUCAAAUCAGAUGCCUCUGAGAUCUCGUUACGAGCACUAGGGUCAGAAAAUGUCUCCAAAUUUAUUCGUGUAAGCGGAAUUGUGGUCUCUGCUUCCGUGCUAUCAUCAAAAGCCACUUUUCUCACACUUAUGUGCCGAACUUGUCGACAUGUCACCACAUUGCGCCUUAACAGUUUUGGAUCAUUGGGUGGGGCUAGUGUCAGCCUUCCAAAGGUGUGUUUAGCUGACCAUUCGCGUGAUACUGGCGCUAAUCCAUGUGGUCAGGACCCAUACAUGGUGGUGCACGAGUCUUCUCGUUUUGUAGACCAGCAGUUUCUCAAACUGCAAGAAAUUCCGGAAUUGGUUCCAGUUGGUGAAAUGCCUCGUAACAUAUUGAUGUCCGCAGAUCGUUACUUGACUAAUAAGAUAGUGCCCGGUACUAGGGCCACGAUAAUCGGAGUCUACUCGAUCUACCAGGCUAAAAAUCGUGGUACAGGAGCAGCUGCUAGUGGGGGGAAAGCUGUGGCCAUCAGGAAUCCAUACAUCAAAAUUUUGGGGAUUCAAACAGCACUGGACGGAAAUUCUAUUAGCAGUGGGGUGCAUUUUUCUGAGAAAGAAGAGGAACAAUUUUUGACUUUAAGCAGACGUCCCGAUUUGUAUGAAGUGUUCUCAAAGUCCAUCGCACCCAGCAUUUACGGCAACGAUGACAUCAAGAAGUCCAUUGUGUGUCUACUUAUGGGUGGAUCUAAAAAGCUUCUACCGGAUGGAAUGCGCUUGAGAGGUGACAUCAACGUACUUCUUUUGGGUGAUCCUGGUACCGCCAAAUCGCAGCUUUUGAAAUUUGUCGAAAAAGUUAGCCCAAUUGCAGUUUACACCUCCGGUAAGGGUUCUUCGGCAGCAGGUCUUACGGCUUCUGUUCAGCGUGAUCCUGCUACUCGUGAAUUUUACCUUGAGGGUGGUGCAAUGGUCUUGGCUGAUGGUGGCGUUGUCUGUAUUGAUGAAUUUGACAAGAUGAGAGACGAAGACAGAGUUGCUAUCCACGAAGCCAUGGAGCAACAGACCAUUUCCAUUGCGAAAGCUGGUAUCACAACGGUUUUGAAUUCGAGAACCAGUGUCAUGGCUGCGGCCAAUCCCAUUUACGGACGUUACGAUGACUUGAAAUCCCCUGGAGAAAACAUAGACUUUCAAUCGACCAUUCUUUCUAGAUUCGACAUGAUUUUUAUCGUCAAGGACCACCACAACGAGGAAAGAGAUAUCUCUAUUGCAAAUCACGUCAUGAACAUACAUACCGGACGCACAGCGAUCCAAGAGGGGGAAGAGGAGCUUGAUGGUGCGGAAAUACCGAUUGACCAAAUGAAAAGAUAUAUCACUUACUGCCGCAUGAAAUGUGCACCUAGGCUGUCAUCACAAGCGGCCGAAAAGCUCUCAUCGCAUUUUGUCGGCAUUCGCAAAAAACUACUCAUCAACGAGCUUCAGAGUGAGCAGCGUUCGUCCAUUCCGAUCACAGUUCGGCAACUGGAGGCCAUAAUCCGUAUAUCUGAGUCGCUUGCCAAGCUGGAACUCAGUCCCGUUGCUCAUGAAAAGCAUGUUGACGAGGCUAUCCGUCUCUUCCAAGCGUCCACAAUGGAUGCGGCCUCACAGGACCCGAUAGGAGGCCUUGGGCAAAACCCAGAUCAAGUUCAAGACGUGAGACGUAUUGAGGAAGAACUCAAGAGACGUUUGCCCGUUGGCUGGUCCACGAGCUACCAGACUUUACGUCGUGAAUUUUGCGAGCAGAAGAAUCAUUCCGCCCCAGCACUUGACAGAGCACUCUAUAUUCUCGAGCGUCAUGGAACUAUUCAACUACGUUACCAAGGUCAAAACAUUUACAGGAGCGGCGCUUAG
Messenger RNA from Lachancea lanzarotensis, 2292 nucleotides. RefSeq names its product LALA0S10e05006g1_1 (gene MCM5). The record is from RefSeq and is a predicted model, not a curated record. The transcript has a single exon. Gene Ontology annotation, biological process: DNA replication initiation; DNA replication; double-strand break repair via break-induced replication. NCBI's taxonomy places the organism in Eukaryota, Fungi, Ascomycota, Saccharomycetes, Saccharomycetales, Saccharomycetaceae. The coding region runs from base 1 to 2292 and encodes 763 amino acids. Gene Ontology annotation, cellular component: nucleus; MCM complex. Gene Ontology annotation, molecular function: 3'-5' DNA helicase activity; ATP binding; single-stranded DNA binding.